This is a messenger RNA of Macadamia integrifolia, 6422 nucleotides long. Its product is annotated as DDB1- and CUL4-associated factor homolog 1-like. Gene Ontology annotation, cellular component: Cul4-RING E3 ubiquitin ligase complex; nucleus. Gene Ontology annotation, molecular function: protein binding. The transcript has 14 exons. The record is from RefSeq and is a predicted model, not a curated record. Gene Ontology annotation, biological process: protein ubiquitination. Lineage: Eukaryota; Viridiplantae; Streptophyta; Magnoliopsida; Proteales; Proteaceae. The coding region runs from base 209 to 6133 and encodes 1974 amino acids.
AGAGAGAGUGUGUGCGCUCUCGCGAUCCUUCUUCGGCAUUUUCUUCUUCGUCCUCCUCUCUGUUACGCUUAUAAGCACACAUCUCUAUCGCUCUGGCUAAGAGAAUUCUCGUUUCUUCUCAACACUGAAACCAUUUUAAAUAGAGAACUCAGUUCUAUACAUCUCUGAACUCUGAAUAUAGGUAGAAGCUCUAUUUAUAUCUACUUUAAUGGAGGCGGCCACCGAUUCGCAACAACCAGCGGCGGAAUCGGAGGAGCCGAAGAACGAGAGCGAGGACGAAAUCUUGCUUUCCAAAGCACAUAACUUAAUAUUAAAGAUUACAUCUUCUCAGGCAAACCCUAACUCCAAGGUUCUUCAUGCCUUGGCUUCCAUUCUUGAGACUCAAGAGUCCAGAUACAUGGAGGAGUCAGGUCAUUCCUCUGUCACUAAUGGGCGUGCUUCUCAUAAUAUUGGAAGGCUGGGGAAUUUGGUUCGGGAGAAUGAUGAUUUCUAUGAGCUUAUAUCCUCUAAGUUUCUUGCGGAAACUAGAUACUCCACCAGCAUCCGAGCAGCUUCUGCAAGGGUACUUCUUAGCUGUUCGGCAACCUGGAUGUAUCCUCAUGUCUUUGAAGAUGCUGUUCUGGAGAACAUCAAAAGCUGGAUACUGGAUGACAAUGCCAGGUCCUUUGGAGAUGAACACAAUAGAAAGCAUGAUUCGAGAAAUGAGACACCCACAGAUUCUGAAAUGCUGAGAACAUAUGCUACUGGACUUCUUGCUUUAUGCUUAGCUGGUGGAAGUCAAGUAGUCGAAGAUGUGUUAACGUCUGGAUUAUCGGCGAAGCUCAUGCGUUAUCUUCGCACAAGGGUUCUUGGGGAAACAAGUACAAGUCAAAAAGAUGCUAGUUAUCUAACAGAAAAUAAGAAUACAUCAGGUACUUGCAUAAAAGGUAGAGAAGAAAGUAGGGGUAGGUUCCGGCAGGUAAUGGAUGCCGCUCAAUUAGAUGGUCCUAGGUUGGUAGAUGAGGGAUUGUUAGAUGAUCAAAGUGGGGAGAGGGAUCAUGAUAAAAGCACAAGUUUUAGACAAGCCCGAGGUGAGGAGUGUUCAGGUGAUGGAGGAGAGUCAAUAAAAGCUCGAGAAUAUGCAGAUGACUUACCUGAGAGGGUUGAUGUGUUUGAGGUAGAUGAGGAUGAUGUUGAACAGUUUGGUGACGAAAGAAGGCAAAAUCAUGAUUUACAUGAUGGGAAGGAAAAUUUUGGUGACAGAUUCAGUACAGGUAGAUCUGUGAGAGAUGAAGAUGCUGAAGAGAACAUCAGAGAUGAUUCAACAAGGCGCAGGGCAAACCGUGGUUGGGCAAGGAUUAGAGGAAAGGGAAGGGUUAAUGAAGGAGCUGUAGACAAUGAAAGAGCUUUGACCUCUCCAGGAUCUGGAAUACGAUUAGGAGGACAAACCCGGUGUGUUAGAGAGAGGAAUCAAAUAAGAAAUCAAGAUUUCAAAAGAGUACAUGAUGCCAAAAAGUCUUUGGGAAGAAUCAAUGCUGAUGGAUUUGUUGCAUCAACAGAGGAUAAUGACGAUCGUUUUCAAGAAUUCAAAGUUGGCACAAGGGAUAUCUCUGAUCUGGUAAAGAACGCAGUUAGAGCUGCUGAAGCCGAAGCCAGAGCAGCCAAUGCAUCUGCCGAGGCAAUGAAGGCAGCCGGUGAUGCUGCCGCUGAACUUGUGAAGAGUGCCGCUUUAGAGGAAUUUACGAGUACAAAUAAUGAAGAAGCUGCAGUUUUAGCUGCUUCAAAGGCGGCAUCUACUGUUAUAGAUGCUGCUAAUGCUACUGAGGUCUCAAGGACCUCUAGUAAUCUCGAUGAGGAUUCGAUUCGUUCAAAGGCCACAGAACCAGAAAAAGAGGAGUUAGAAGGUUCAUUUGUAUUGGAUACUGACUCUCUUGCACAGUUGAGAGAAAAGUACUGUAUUCAAUGUCUUGAGAUACUUGGAGAAUAUGUUGAAGUCCUGGGCCCUGUUCUUCAUGAGAAGGGAGUGGAUGUCUGUCUUGCACUACUGCAACGGUGUUCAAAAAAAAGAGAGACAGCAGCUGUCACAGUUCUUCUGCCUGAUGUGCUGAAGCUAAUCUGUGCUUUAGCUGCUCAUCGUAAAUUUGCUGCAUUAUUUGUUGAUCGUGGUGGAAUGCAAAAACUUCUUGCUGUCCCGAGAGUUAGUCAGACUUUCUUUGGUCUGUCAUCCUGCUUAUUUACUAUUGGUUCUCUUCAGGGAAUUAUGGAACGUGUAUGUGCUCUUCCUUCAGAUAUUGUCAACCAAGUGGUUCAGCUAGCCCUCCAGCUUCUUGAGUGUCCAGAAGAUCAAGCCAGAAAAAAUGCUGCUAUAUUUUUUGCAGCUGCAUUUGUCUUCCGGGCAAUUGUGGACUCCUUUGAUGGACAGGAUGGUUUGCAGAAAUUUCUAAACCUCUUACAUGGUGCUGCCUCGGUGAGGUCAGGCGGUAAUUCUGGGACACUGGGUCUGUCCAAUCUGGGAUCUCUUCGAACUGAUCAGUCACCUGCCGAGGUGCUGACUGCAUCCGAGAAGCAAAUAGCUUAUCACACCUGUGUUGCUCUGCGGCAAUACUUCAGGGCACACCUUCUAUUGCUUGUGGACUCCCUUCGUCCUAACAAAAAUCGAAGUGCUGCCCGACAUAUUCCCAGUGCUAGGGCUGCCUACAAGCCACUUGACAUCAGUAAUGAGGCCAUGGAUGUAGUGUUUUUGCAAACACAGCGUGAUCGGAAGCUUGGCCCCGCAUUCGUAAGAGCUCGUUGGGCUGCAGUGGACAAGUUCUUAGCCUCCAAUGGGCAUGUUAUUAUGCUGGAAUUAUGUCAAGCCCCAACUGUUGAACGGUACUUGCAUGACUUGGCUCAAUAUGCAUUGGGUGUUCUUCACAUUAUUACAUUGGCACCUUACAGCCGUAAACUGAUUGUAAAUGCCACAUUGAGCAAUGAUCGAGUUGGUAUGGCAGUUAUUUUGGAUGCGGCAAAUGGUGCUGGUUAUGUAGAUCCUGAGGUUAUUCAGCCAGCACUAAAUGUGUUGGUUAAUCUUGUUUGCCCGCCCCCUUCAAUUAGUAACAAACCGCCUGUGCUUCCACAAGGUCAGCAGUCUGUUUCAGUUCAGACCUCUAAUGGUUCUGCUGUGGAGAAUAGAGAAAGACAUGCUGAAAGAAAUGUCUUAGACCGAAAUCUUUCCUUGCCCGUUCAGAAUGAGUCCAGGGAGCGGAAUGGUGAAUCUGCUGUUGUGGAACGUGGCUUCUCAACAGUACUUAGUACACCGGGUAAUUCACAAGCAGCUGUUCCUACUGUCACUUCUUGGGUGGUGGGAGAUCGUAGGAUAUCCUUAGGUCCUGGAGCAGGUUGUGCUGGCCUUGCUGCACAGUUGGAGCAAGGAUAUCGUCAGGCAAGGGAGGCUGUUCGCACCAACAAUGGAAUAAAGGUUCUUUUGCAUCUUCUCCAUCCUCGUAUACUUACACCUCCUGCUUCUCUUGACUGUAUACGUGCUCUUGCCUGCCGAGUCCUGCUUGGUUUAGCCAGGGAUGAAUCAAUUGCACAUAUUUUGACGAAGCUUCAGGUGGGGAAAAAACUCUCAGAGCUUAUUCGAGAUUCAGGCAAUCAGACGUCUGGUUCAGAGCAGGGCAGGUGGCAAGCAGAACUUACCCAAGUAGCAAUAGAGUUGAUUGGGAUUGUGACAAAUUCUGGACGUGCAAGUACACUAGCAGCAACUGAUGCUGCUGCCCCUACUUUGAGGCGUAUAGAAAGAGCAGCUAUAGCUGCUGCGACUCCUAUUACCUACCAUUCUAGGGAGCUUUUACUACUUAUACAUGAGCACCUUCAAGCAUCUGGCUUGACAAGUACUGCUGCUUCAUUGCUAAAAGAGGCUCAUUUGACGCCUCUACCAUCUAUGGCAGCGCCACCUUCACUCCUACACCAAACUUCUGUUCAAGAAACUCCACCCACUCAAAUUCAGUGGCCAUCUGGUCGUACUCCUGGUGGGCUUCUUUCAGAUACAUCAAUACCAACAGCGCGGGAUGAGGACGCCAGCCUAAAGACUGAUUCUGUUGUGUCUUCUUCAAAGAAGAAACCCCUGGUUUUCUCACCUAGUCUCAGCUUUCAUUCAAGAAAUCAGCGUCCGUCUGAUCCACCGUCAACCAGAAAGAUUCCCAGUGUUUUGAAGAAUGAAGCCGCAGCUUCUGGCGUAUCAGAUACUUCAGUAGUGUCUGUUGAAAAAACUUGUGCGGAUACGGAACCCCAAUUUAAGACUCCACUUGUGUUACCUAUGAAACGAAAACUAACAGACUCAAGGGAUAGUGGACUUCCUUCGCCAGGGAAGCGACAUGCCUUUGGUGAGCAUGUGUUUCGGUCUCCAAUAUGCCAGACACCCCCUGUUGUCCGUAGAAGCAUUCAAACAAUGGAUUCCACUGGCUUGUCCGUCACACCAAGCUCUAGUCAGCGAGAUCAAUGUGGGCGCUCCAUUACAAGUGGUAUUGUUACUGAUAAUUGGGAUGAUGGCCAGUUCAAUAGUACCCCUUUGGGUCAGAUUACUCCCUCUUCCUCCCAGCCUGGUCUCCUUGCUGACUCACUACCUAAUAACACAGAACGAGUCACUCUAGACUCUCUUGUGGUGCAGUAUCUGAAGCACCAGCAUCGUCAAUGCCCUGCCCCGAUAACCACUUUACCGCCGCUCUCUCUUUUACACCCACAUGUGUGUCCUGAACCAAGAAGAAGUGUUGAUGCACCUGCAAAUGUGACAGCUAGGCUGAACACACGUGAAUUCAGGAACCAUUAUGGUGGAAUACAAGGAGACCGUAGGGAUCGUCAGUUUGUCUACAGCAGAUUCAGGCCAUGGCGCACUUGCCGGGAUGAUGCUUCCCUCCUGACAUGCGUUACUUUUCUGGGUGAUUCCUCACAGAUUGCAACUGGCAGCCAUUCUGGUGAGCUCAAGAUUUUUGACACCAACAGUGGUAAUGUUCUGGAGACCUCCACAAGCCACCAAUCACCGGUUUCACAUGUCCAGUCAGCCCUGUGUGGGGAUAGUCAACUAAUUCUCUCUUCAGGAACUUAUGAUGUGCGAUUGUGGGAUGCAUCGUCAGUGUCAGGAGGGCCUAUGCAUACCUUUGAGGGGCGCAAAUUGGCACGGUUCAGUAACUCAGGGACCACAUUUGCAGCCCUAUCAUCCGAGUCGUCCAGGCGUGAAGUUCUCUUGUAUGACAUCCAGACCUACAAUCUGGAAUUGAAGUUGUCUGACACCUUCACAAAUUCUUCAGGCUCAGGCAGAGGGCAUGUACAGUCCCUAAUACAUUUUAACCCAUCAGACACAAUGCUACUGUGGAAUGGAGUCUUGUGGGAUCGGCGGGGUAGCCCUAUUCAUCGUUUUGACCAGUUCACUGAUUAUGGGGGUGGUGGAUUCCACCCUGCUGGAAAUGAGGUUAUUAUAAAUUCGGAAGUAUGGGAUCUCAGAAAAUUCAAGCUUCUCCGCAGUGUACCUUCUUUGGACCAGACUGUUCUAACAUUCAACGGACGUGGGGAUGUAAUUUAUGCAAUCCUCCGGAGGAAUCUUGAAGAUAUAACAUCAGCAGUACACACCCGACGUGUCAGGCACCCCCUUUUUGCUGCAUUCCGCACUGUGGAUGCUGUUAGCUACUCAGACAUUGCCACAAUCCCGGUUGACCGCUGUGUCCUUGAUUUUGCAGCAGAGCCAACUGAUUCUUUUGUUGGUUUGGUAUCCAUGGAUGACCAUGAGGAGAUGUUUGCUUCUGCCAGGCUCUAUGAGAUAGGCCGAAGGAGGCCAACAGAUGAUGAUUCUGAUCCUGAUGAUGCUGAAACUGAGGAAGAAGAUGACGAUGAUGAUGACUCAGAAGCUGAUGAGGAUCCGAUAUUGGGAACCGACCUGGAUGGUGACAUGGACAGUGAUGGUGAUGAUAUGAGCAACGAUGAUGACGAUGAUGAGAGUAUAGACGACAUGGAUGAUGAUGAUGAUGAAGAUGGAGACUUUGCUAUUGAUGAUGUGGAUUAUGAUGGUGGCACAGGAAUUUUGGAGAUUGUAACUGAGGGUGACGAAGAGGAGGAUAGUGAGGUGGUUGGAUCUUUCAGUAGCGGGGAGGAAGGUGAUAUCGACAAUCGAUUUGGUUUCUGAUGUUAUAUUGGGAGGGGUGUUUGCCAUGCCGCCGGCUUUGUAAGAAUCCUCAUGCCAACCAAUGGGAGCACGGAAGAGGAUGGGAGCACAUUUCUUAGUUGGGGCAAGUGUCAAGAAGGAGAGAAUAGUGUUAAUGAGAAGAGAAUGUGAGAGGGCGAAUCACGCCAUGAGCAUGUGAAUCAUUUUCCCAUGUUAUAUAUAAAGUAUUCUUUGAAUGGUUUAAGGGAAUUUAUUUGAGGAAAAAUCUUUGUCACCAUAAAGCGCAAUAACCAUGGAUUUCAUUUUGUCA